This is a messenger RNA of Mirounga angustirostris (Northern elephant seal), 3355 nucleotides long. It is a transcript of the gene E2F4, whose product is annotated as E2F transcription factor 4. Gene Ontology annotation, biological process: regulation of transcription by RNA polymerase II. The record is from RefSeq and is a predicted model, not a curated record. The transcript has 10 exons. Bases 991 to 2532 code for a protein of 513 amino acids. Lineage: Eukaryota; Metazoa; Chordata; Mammalia; Carnivora; Phocidae. Gene Ontology annotation, cellular component: RNA polymerase II transcription regulator complex. Gene Ontology annotation, molecular function: RNA polymerase II cis-regulatory region sequence-specific DNA binding; protein dimerization activity; DNA-binding transcription factor activity, RNA polymerase II-specific.
AGGACACAGGCGUGAACUAGACGGCCCCAACUUGGGAUGGAGAACGGUGUGCAAAUAUGGGUGUAGACAACAUCACAGUAGGAAAACUGUGUUGAUGGCUCCUCAGAGGAGGGUAAUGAACCUCUGCAGAGAAGUGAGAGGCCACAGGUAUUGUGAGGAAGGUGUGUGGUGGGUGAUGGUGAGAGAGGGGUAGAAGGGCUAGGAAAGCUGUGUUUGUCUUGAGAGGUAAGGGGGCCAUGGAGAGGACCACCGGGUAGUAAUAAUAUAGUGGACGCUGGUUACCACCCAAAUCCACCCUUCAGGACAACACCACUUGUUCCCCUAGCUGUCAGGAGUGUAGGUUGCUGAGGUGUCACAGCUGAGUCUCUCCCUCACAGUUAGGGCACAAAGGCCUGGUAAACUUGCCUGAACAUGGACCACCUUGGAAGGCCCACCCCAGUUUCAGUGGAUGGUCUGAGGCCUCUAUUAUAACUGCAUCACAGUUUAAUUCCCCCUUCUGCCCAAUUUUGCAUGUCUUACUCCCUUACAAGGAUGGAUCCUCAUUAAACUUCCCUGUAGGCAGAUCCCUGUCUCAAAGUCGGCCUCCCAGAGAUCUUGACCUAAAAUAAAUUAUAAUAAAUAAUGAUGGUAUCAAACAUAACAACGUGGUACUAGCCAACACAUAAUCCUUCCUACCUUCCAGGAACUGCUCUCAGUCCUUUACAUAUAUGUACACCUAGGUAAGCAUGUUUGCCUUGGUGGGAAAAUUGUUAUGACUCCCUGGUCUCUGAGCACUGCAGUGUUGAGACAAGAGAAAGAUGAGGCUGGGAUCAGGGAAGGGGAAUGGGAAUGGAGACAAGUGGGCAAGCUCGAUGUAGUUAGUGCUUGCUGUUUGACAGGAAGUGAGGGACAGGAAUAGGGUCAGUAAACCCAAGACACUGGGACAGCUUCUAGGAGCAGGUUUGGGGAAACACAUUGGGUUCAUCAGGCAGCGUGGUCUCCUCUUCUGAAAUGGGGACAGGUUGGCCAGCCAAGAAGGUUCUGGUGGCUCUCCCCUCUCUACUGCCGGGGCUGCCCACCGACUUCCUCCACCUCUCCCUGCACCCUGCCCUGUCUCCCGGGAUCCACGGAUUGUUUUCGUCCUCUUCGGCGGUUGGACAUUUGCUGAUGGUCCCCGAAGUUUUGCUGCCGUGUCCGCAGAGAGGAAUUGCGCCGGGUUCCCUGGGAGGGCGCGGAGCGGAAGCGGAAACAGCGACGCUGGCGCCGGCGGCCGGGUGGCCAGGAACGGAAGCGGAAGUGGCGGCGGCGCCGGCCUGGCCUGGCCUGGCUGAGGGGAGGCGGCGGGCAGGAGCGAUGGCGGAGGCCGGGCCACAGGCGCCGCCGCCCCCGGGCACCCCAAGCCGGCACGAGAAGAGCUUGGGACUUCUCACCACCAAGUUCGUGUCGCUUCUGCAGGAGGCCAAGGACGGCGUGCUUGACCUCAAGCUGGCAGCUGACACCCUUGCUGUGCGUCAGAAGCGGCGGAUUUACGACAUUACCAACGUGCUGGAAGGUAUCGGGCUGAUCGAGAAAAAAUCCAAGAAUAGCAUCCAGUGGAAGGGUGUGGGGCCUGGCUGCAAUACCCGGGAGAUUGCGGACAAGCUGAUUGAGCUCAAGGCUGAGAUCGAGUUGCUGCAGCAGCGGGAGCAAGAACUGGACAAGCACAAGGUGUGGGUGCAGCAGAGCAUCCGGAAUGUCACAGAGGACGUGCAGAACAGCUGCUUGGCCUACGUGACUCAUGAGGACAUCUGCAGAUGCUUUGCUGGAGAUACCCUUCUGGCCAUCCGGGCCCCGUCGGGCACCAGCCUCGAGGUGCCCAUCCCAGAGGGCCUCAAUGGACAGAAGAAGUACCAGAUUCACCUGAAGAGUGUGAGUGGCCCCAUCGAGGUGCUGCUGGUGAACAAGGAGGCGUGGAGCUCCCCACCUGUGGCAGUGCCUGUGCCGCCACCGGAAGAUCUGCUCCAGAGCCCUCCUGCCGUCUCUACCCCUCCGCCUCUGCCCAAGCCUACCCUGGCCCAGCCCCAGGACGCCUCACGCCCAAGCAGUCCCCAGCUGACCACCCCCGCCCCUGUCCCUGGCAUCACCGAAGCCCAGGGGGUGCCCGGUCCAGCAGCUGAGAUCACAGUGAGCGGUGGCCCUGGACCGGACAGCAAGGACGGUGGGGAGCUCAGCUCCCUGCCCCCAGGCCUGGCAGCCCUGGACACCCGGCCGCUGCAGUCCUCCGCCCUGCUGGACGGCAGUAGCGGCCCAUCCGGACCCAACCCUUCUACCUCCUUUGAGCCCAUCAAGGCAGACCCCACAGGAGUUCUGGAACUCCCCAGAGAGCUGUCAGAAAUCUUUGAUCCCACACGAGAAUGCAUGAGCUCAGAGCUGCUGGAGGAGCUGAUGUCCUCAGAAGUGUUUGCCCCCCUCCUCCGCCUUUCUCCACCCCCUGGAGACCACGAUUACAUCUACAACCUGGACGAGAGUGAAGGUGUCUGUGACCUCUUCGAUGUGCCUGUUCUCAACCUCUGACUGACAGGGACAUUCCCUGUGUGGCUGGGACACAGACUGUGUGACCUGGGGGCUGCCUGAGGACCUCCCCCACUCUACCCCUACACAGCUUGAGAGCCACAGACUCCUGGCUUCCCCAGCCUUCCCUCACUGCAGUUCUGACCACGACUCCCACUCCUGCACGAGCACCUGUACCGUGCUAGGAAAGCAGGGGAAAGGGGCUCAGACCCCUUCACCAUAGAGCCAGAGUGUUUGCCUCUCCUUUUCUGGGGCUUUCCCCCACCUCAUGCCCUCUCAGAGCCCAGGCUCGGCUGCCACUCAGUGGCACAGAACUGAAGACCUGCCAUCAUCUGCAUAGGGCAGCUUGUCCAGCCCCACUGCCCUGUUGCAGCCAAUGCCUCCCACUCUGAGGAGGGAAGCCUAGGGUGGAGCCAGACGCUUGCCAGCACCACCCCUAGCCUCCUUCACUUCUCCCCACCCCUGACCCUGCAGCUCCCCCUGGGCCUCUCCCCUGUACCCCCCAUCUGCUGGGCCCUUAGCCCAGAGUACCUAUAGGUGGGGUGGGGGGUGGGGUGGGGGGCUGCUAACAGGAAGGAACAGAGAGGUCUUUAGCUAGAAAUCUGGACGGGUGAGCCCCUGAGGAUUGGCCCAAUCUCCUGCUGCCCUGUAGCCCCCCCCCCUUGUUUAUUCAUUUGCCCUCAUUUAGAGCCAUUUGCAGAGAUUUAGAAAGAUUUGCAGUAACGAACGGAUUCCUAUAUAAAGAUUAUUUUUAUACUUUUUGCAGCAAAAGGAAAUUGUAAUAUUUGUACAGUAUCCAAGUGAAUAAAGACCAUGCCUAAGGCUA